This is a messenger RNA of Osmia bicornis bicornis, 1621 nucleotides long. RefSeq names its product nuclear pore glycoprotein p62 (gene Nup62). Gene Ontology annotation, molecular function: structural constituent of nuclear pore; phospholipid binding. Lineage: Eukaryota; Metazoa; Arthropoda; Insecta; Hymenoptera; Megachilidae. Gene Ontology annotation, biological process: protein import into nucleus; RNA export from nucleus. The coding region runs from base 226 to 1608 and encodes 460 amino acids. Gene Ontology annotation, cellular component: nuclear pore central transport channel; nuclear pore. The record is from RefSeq and is a predicted model, not a curated record. The transcript is spliced from 6 exons.
ACAGUGACUACAACUGGUUGAAAGAUGUUUGUUGUUGCUUAAAAAUAGUAAACCGUUUUAUGAUGAGAAUUGUGAAGUAGUUUAAUAUCGAAAGUGUUAAAAAUAGAUCAGUCGCAUAAAGUAGAGACAUCGUUUAUAAGUGGUUAUUAACUGUUUGUUAUUAAAACAUUCCUUUUAUAGUCUUCCAAUUUACUUCCAAGGUGAACAAGGUUAAAGAGUACAAAAAUGAGUUUUACGUUGAAUCCUGCUAAGCCCCAAGCCACUGCUACUCCUGCAACUGGCACCCCAACUACAACUUUUGCGUUUGGAGCAACUGGUGCUGGAGAUGCAACAAAACCAACAGGGUUCUCAUUAACCCCUACACCUGCACAAAAUAAACCUGGAGGUGUAUUUGGCGCUGGAUUAACUAAUACUCCUCCUCAGAAUACUGGAUUUAAUUUAGGAGCACCUAUUGGUACUCCUGGAAGCACUUUGCCUUCGCAGACUCCUGGUUUAGGAUUUGGUAUUGGUACACCUGCGAGUACACAGGGUGCAACUCAGGGUGUAGUUACCUCAGCAAUACCUGUAGGAUUCCCUGCAGCAGCACCAGCUGGGAAUACUUUAGGCUUUAAUCUAGGAGGCACCACUACUGCUACAACAACAACUGCAACAACCACAUCAGCAUUUGCAUCCAAACCACUCACUAGUGGAUUUGGUUUGGGAGCUGGUGAGGCAGUUUCAUCUACUACAACAACUGGACUAACAUUUGGCACACCAAAUACAAUGGCAGUAGGAACUGGAUUUGCUAUUCCAGCUUCAACUGCUGCAACAACAGCAUCAGCCUUAACAACAGCUCCAGCAACAGGUUUCUCUUUAAAUACAAGUACAACAACUUCUGCACCCACUGGAUUUGCCUUUGGCACAAGUACAGCAGCAGCUACAACAACAGGAUUUUCUUUAAAUAAAACUUCUGCUGCACCAAGCUUUACAACUCCUAGUUCUCAAGUAUCAUUGGGAACAACUACCACGGUCAGUUCAUCUGCAAGUACAUUCCAACCAGCCUCCAUAAGUUCAUUCGAAGAAUCUAUCAACAAAUGGACCCUGGAACUGGAAGAACAAGAGAAAGUAUUCGUAAAUCAGGCUGCCCAAGUGAAUGCUUGGGAUAAAUUGCUGAUAAGUAAUGGAGAAAAAAUAGUAACGCUCAAUCAGGAAGUUGAAAGAGUAAAAAUUGAACAACAACAGCUGGAACAUGAAUUGGACUAUGUCGUUGGCCAACAAAAGGAAUUACAGGACUGUUUGGUACCAUUAGAAAAGGAAUUAGCAUCUCUUUCAGUUUCCGAUCCAGAAAGAGAGUACACGUAUCGUUUAGCGGAGGAUCUUGAUACACAAUUAAAACGAAUGUCGGAGGACUUAAAAGAAAUUAUCGAACAUUUAAAUCAAGCUAAUCGUACUCAAGAUUCUAGCGAUCCUAUCGUUCAGAUCGGCAAAAUACUGAACGCUCACAUGAACAGCUUACAAUGGAUAGAUCAACAAACGUCGUUACUUAAUCAAAAAAUACAACAAAUAGAUCAGAUGCAUCAGAACUUUAGACAGGAAAAUGAACGAAGCUUUAACUUAGCUUACAAUUAAUUCAAAUCGCCAA